Messenger RNA from Symbiodinium sp. CCMP2592, 1089 nucleotides. The record is from the annotation of a GenBank genome assembly. Lineage: Eukaryota; Dinophyceae; Suessiales; Symbiodiniaceae.
AUGUCACGAGCAAAUCCAAAUAAACACAAGCAGAAGGAAGCGGUACUCCUGAAGGGAGGGUCAGCCCAAACCUUCCGUGGCAUGCUGGCAUAUGUGCAGAAUCACUCUCCGAGCAUCGUCGUGUUCGAGAAUGUAGAUACCAUGGACGACAGGGGCGAUGCUACUUCCAAUCUCGAUAUUCUGCUCGCAGAAAUGAAAGCAGCGGGCUCGGCACUCAUGGAGUUUGGCGAGAGGUCUAUUUCAUCCAUGUUUGCAACGGUACGGGCCGUCAUGUCAUCGUGCGUACGUACCCCUUGCUGUGCCACGGAGAUUUUUCUUCCACGUGACCAUGCUUUUGCGGUCUCUGACCUGGAGAUCCGCCAGAAAAAGCAGGAAAAGCGAAGGGAGCUCCAGGCAAAGUCGGGACCCACGGCUCAGACUUGGAUGGAUUCGCACAUGUCUUUCGCAAGAAGUCUCAAGUUUCGUUGGGGCGAAGCCGUGCCCCGAGAACUCAAGGAGAAUGAGUGGUACCAGACACUUACAGAGCGAGAGCAAGAUGCCUUACGGCUGGCCAAGAUCCAAUCGCAGUCGCUGCUAUUUCGUGAUAUCUCCCAAGCAGUGGGCAGAGUGAAUAGCCCGACACUCGAUUCAAUCACCGGUGUGCAUGUGUUGCCGACCAUUUUGCCGAAAAUGCAGCUGUGGUACGAGAAACAAUCCCGUAUAUGGCUGGGAUGCGAAGCCAUGAUAUGUCAAGGCUAUCCAGUUUUGCCACUGCUAGCAACGUAUGAAGCAGUGAAGCGGCCUCAGGCCUGGACAGCAACGGAAGUUUUGAUGCAAGAACUCGCCGGUAAUGCGAUGGCCCUCCCAGUGGUGCUGGCGAUCUUGCAGAGCAUGUUUGUAUCCUUUUCAUGGGCACCUGCCGCUGCUGAAGCCACGACCGCGCACACACUUCGGAGAGCAGUCAGCCAGGAGGACGUGCUUCAGGCUCUGUCAGCGCUUGCGCAGGUCUCUGACCGUGCCGAUGCACCUAAAGCGAGGAAUGCUCCCACGUCGCUGGAAGAGCGUAUCCGCAAGCGGGCGAAGCAGAAGCAUGAGGCCAAAGGUCGCUGA